This is a messenger RNA of Saprolegnia diclina VS20, 4830 nucleotides long. RefSeq lists its product as hypothetical. The coding region runs from base 1 to 4830 and encodes 1609 amino acids. NCBI's taxonomy places the organism in Eukaryota, Oomycota, Saprolegniomycetes, Saprolegniales, Saprolegniaceae. The record is from RefSeq and is a predicted model, not a curated record. The transcript has 4 exons.
AUGGAGGACGCCCCGACGAUCUCGGCGAUCAAGGACAUCGACGACAUCUUUGGCGAGUCCAGCGCAGCCUUGACGGCUCCAUUAGACGCAUCGGUCGACCUGCUGCAGGGCGACCUUGGGCCAUCGACGGCUACAUGGGACUCGGUGGCGCCAAGCGCCGCUGCGCCCGACGCCUUUGGCGCGCCGGCCACUGACGCCACGACUGGGCGGCUCUCGUGGGGCGACGAUCUCGUCGAGUUCAUGUCGACAGGCAGCAGUCACGCCGCGCCGGUCGCGGCUCCGGCGCGCGAGAGCAUGUGGGACGAUUUCCUCGGUCUCUCGCAGCCGGCGGCGACCACGGUCGCGCCCGUCACGCACGACCUCAACUUCUCGGACGAUCUGCGCGAAUUCUGGGUCCACUCGCCCCGCGCGCAGCCUCCAGCCACGGCGUCCUACGACUUUAUCGCGCUCGACUCGCCGGCGCCCGCAGGGCCCGAUCCGUUCGCGGCCGACGCGUCGUCGCAAGGAAUUCUCUUACCCAGUGCGUCGUCGUCGUUUCCGUCACAGCCCGAGUACGCACCCAGCGUCAUGGCGCCGUCCGCCUUUGAGAUUCCGUCGCCUGUCCACAACGAGUCGGCUAUUGAAGCGACCUUUGUUGUGUCCGACUCGCCUGCCGCCGCCGACGAGACGACCGAGCUCUCCUUUGCAGCAACUUUGAACGUCCCGAUGGACUGCGAUUUCCAGGAUGGUGCAGCCCCCGACGAGACGACCAACGUCGGUAUCGAGACCGACGAACAAGACAGCAGCGAGAUCGACGUGGCGACUGCCGCCAGUGAUGACAACGCUUCGACGAUGAUCGGCAACGAUGUUGAUGGCUUCCUCGAGGCUGCAACAUACAGUGACGCCAGCGUCGUCACGGCGGACUGUGCGCCUUGCGAUGACAGCGCCCUGGCAUCAGCGCCGGUCAUCGGCGAGGACGUCGGUGGCUUUCUCGACGAUGACGAAGAGACCGACACUGCCACUAGUGUUCUCGAUGCGCCUGCUGCCGUUGCAGUUGGCGACGACGUCGCUGCGGUGCCUCCGACGCCUCUGACCAUGGACGACAAAGACAGUACGGUCAUAGAUGAUGCGGUCGUGAGCAAGGAGUCCAUCAACGCCCUGUCCAGCGAUAGCACUGGCGUAGACCUUGUCGAAGAGCACACCCUGCACGACCAAGUACCCGAUCACGAUGCGGCUCACCACGACACCGACGGCGCUGCACCGCUCGAGCCGGCCGCAACGGCGGAUGAAGUACACUAUGAUGACGCCACUCACGACAGUACCGACGACAAUCAGGUCCCAGAACCGACGUUGACCACCGCUCUCGAGCCCGAGGAAGUGUCAUCGCUGCGGUGUGAUGACGAGAACAUUUCCGCACCGACGCACCUUGUCGACGCUACCGCGGGCCAGUUCUCCAUUGACGACGACGAGGAGGCAGGAGUCGUCGUCCAAGUUGCCGUCGAAGAAGCUGAAGUCAUCGAAGCAGCAGACGUCAUCGAAGCAGCAGAAGUCAUCGACGACGGAGUCGGCGUGCCCACUAUGACUACUGCCUCGGUCGACACCGCCGCGUUUGCGACGGCCGAGGAUGACACCAUUUCUACGACAUCGACUGCGAUGUCGGUCGACGCGGGCGCGCCGACAACGGCCACCGAUGACGAGACAACUGUUCUUCCAACCGACGACGCCGGUACGCUUGGCUACAAUGACAAUGUGUCCAACUUUGCGACGGAAGACAGCCACUCGGUGUACCAAGACCUAGUGAGUCCCGUGUCGCAGGUCGUGUCGCACCUCGACGCGUACGAGGACGUCGGGCUUUCUGACGACGACGGGUACGUGGCGUUCAGCGAACCGUCGUCGCCCGACCGGUUCGCAGCAGUGAGCAACGUCUCGAGCCCGGCAGGCCACAGCUUCUUCUCGUUCAUGAACCCAGCCGAUAACGAUGCGACCGAGACGUUGACGUCCGAGGCUGGCGACGACGUCUCCAACAUGGCCACGGAGGACAGCCGCUCUGUGUACCAAGAUCUCGUGAGCCCUGCGUCCGAGCGCGAGCUGGACGACCCGAUGAUGAUGGUAGCGCCGUCACCGUCGGCGUCGACAGUCGAGUUUACCGUCACGAGCUCCGUGGACGAUGACGACGAAGAAACGACGACCGACUGGACAGCAUCCAACUCGGACCAAACACUCUCGGUCGGGAGCCCUGCCGCGCACCACGAAGCCCUUGAUGCGGCAUUUGCCACAUCGACGACCGCCAGUGCCCCGUCCGACGACGACCUUGUCGCGGAGAAGACGGCGACGGACGACUGGGCGGCACGAGCGUCGACUCCUGACGCUGCACUCGACGCGGCGGCUCUGAACGACGACACCACGCCCGGUGUCAACACAGCGGGCGCAACCAGCGACGCCGGUGAAGUCCCGAUCUUUGCCGAACCGGUUGCACCAGCCGUCGAUGAGCCAAUCGAGGCGCCAGAAGACUAUACAAAUAGCACUGUGGAAGCCCCAAUCGUCGUCGCGUCGCCGAGCGAGUGGGUGGAUUCUUCGGCUGCUGACUUCUCCGUUGCUGGCGACACGGACUUCUCGGUUGCUGCCGACACCGACGUCUCGACGUUUGUCAAUGACACAACAGUGAUCUCGUUCGAAGCGUUUACAGCCAGCUCGUGGCAGCAGAGUACCACGGAGGUGCAGCAGGAAGACGACACGGCCGUGUUCUCAAUCGACGAUGCAGUGUCACCCGUCGCGUCAAACCCGUGGCUCGAGCAAAACGCACCGGUUGACGACGCACCAUCCAGCACGAGCCCUCAUUCGGCCAGUGGCAACGAUGUCGCCGCCUUUGAGACCGAGUCGACGACGGUCGUCGCCGACAAUACGUUUUCAACACAUGACGACGACGUCGGUGGGACGUCGAAUCCGUGGCUUCAAGAGCCAGUGCCCGACGAGACGGCCACCAACCCGUGGCUUUCCGCUGCCGACACAGACCGAGCCCCGCACGACUCGACCCUCGACGACGGCAACCCGUGGUUGCAGUCCAGUCCCCCGCCGGCGCAACCGACCAACCCGUGGCUAACGACCACCACCAAGAACGACGACGACGACGAUGGGUUUGAGAACCUGUGGGCGACCGCACCUGCCGUGCCAGCCUUAUCGGCAGCAGCAAGCAACCCGUGGUUCACUGCGCCUGCCGCCCCGACGCCGGUGGUCGCGACGACGGGGAGCAACCCGUGGCUACCGUCGACGCCCGCCGUCCCGUCGUCUACUUCAACCGACAGCUGUGCGUGGUCGCCACCCGCGCCGGCCGAUUUGGGCAACACCGCGCCGUGGACCGAGCGCGCUGCGGUUGUCCGCACGGUGGCUACGAACGCAACGUCGUCGUGGCUGAGCGCGGGCGCUGCCAAGGUGCAGCAAGAGACGCCGGUGGACGACGACUUUGGUGACUUUGUGGCCGUGGAGAAGGCGCCAGCGAAUGAGUGGGCGACGUCCGCCCCGGCGAAUGACGGCGGCUGGGGCGCCCAGUCGUCGGCGUGGGCUGGCAACGACGACGACGACGACGAUGCGUUCGGUGACUUUGGCGAGCAGGCCGACGACGAUUUCGCAAGCUUUGAAGCGCCCGCGACGAGCGCGGGAUUCGCCUCGAGCUUUGACUCCUUUGCGCCACCCGCCGCCACGCCGCCGGUGGCUACCGCCGAGGCGUUGUUUGCGGCGGCGUUUCCGGUACCAGCAGCAACGCCGACCGAGUCACUUUCGAUGCUGACGACCCAAGACGUGCUCGGUUCGAUCGACUUUGAAAGCACGCAGAAACCGGUGGUGUGCUCAGCCUUGCUCGACCCGCUGACGGCGUCGCUCCGGUCGACGCACAUUGUCAUCGACUCCAACACGACGCGGGACCAUGACGUCGCGUUUGGCCUCAAGCAGGCCAAGUUUGCGCUGACCCAAAAGGUCCAAGAGGCGGUGGUGCGCCACGGCCUCUUCCUCGAGCACUCGCCCGCGUACGCAGCGCACCAAGCGCAGCUCUGCUCCAACGACAAGACGGUCAUUCUCGAUGGCCUCCACUCGCUCCAGGCGGCGCUGUUUGCCGACGCUGCGACGAAAGCGAUGCUCUCGAUCGCCGAGCAAGCCGCGCUCUCGGCGCAGGCGUCGAUCGCCGAGCAGUCGAAAGACGCGAGUAAAGGGUCGUCACUCACGCGGCAGUUCCUCAACUGGUCCAAGCCCGAUACGGCAGCCGACGACAGCAAAGCUGCGUUGCGCGUGCUCACACCGACGGGUGCGUCCAUCUCCAAGCUCCAGCGCACAUCGUUUGCGACGACGGCGUCGGCCAGCGGUGACGGUGACCGGCACUCGGGGUCGGAAGCCGAGUGGGAGACGGCCAGUGAUGGUGGUACCGACGAAGCCGGGCCGCGCAUGACACGGACAGCGUCCGGAUCGCUCGUGCCUGCACCGACGUCGUCGUCGUCCGGUCUCAUGAAGAAGUUUUCGUCAAAAUUGGGCUUCUCGGGGCUCCGCACCGGGUGGAGCAAACCUUCGACCAAGACAUCGACGUUGACGUUGCGGCGCAAGGGCGACAAGGCGACACGGACGCUCGAGCUGCAGCUCGAGUCGAUUUCCGGUGGCUUUGACGAGAUCAAAUGGAAAUGCGCACUCUUCCUCUUUGAUGCAGACGAGGUCGCGUCGACCGCGCCGUCGCAAAUUCAAGUCUUCUCGAGCUCGGGGGCGAUCCUGUCGUCCAAGACCGACAAGGGCGCCGUCCAAAAGCUCUUCAAGGACAAGGCGAGUGUCUGGACGAUCGACAUUGGUGCGUCGCGCGAGUCGACGGAAGAGUAG